Messenger RNA from Penicillium nucicola, 771 nucleotides. RefSeq names its product RraA family protein. NCBI's taxonomy places the organism in Eukaryota, Fungi, Ascomycota, Eurotiomycetes, Eurotiales, Aspergillaceae. The transcript has 5 exons. The record is from RefSeq and is a predicted model, not a curated record. The coding region runs from base 1 to 771 and encodes 256 amino acids.
AUGACUGUAUUGAAAGAGCAACUCGCAACUCUAGUCAAGAAUUACUCGGCUUGUGAUAUAUCUCCGCAGGUCUCAGACGCCCUGAUCAAACUCCAGAAAACACCAGAAGGAAGCACCCCUCGAGCAGGGUACCUCGCAGACCUAGUGCCCUUCUCCCCAAUAACAGGCCGAAAUGACCAAUCCGCCAAAAUCGCCGCCCCAGCAACAACAUUUAAAUUCAUCUCCAAAAGCGCCUCGCCACCAGGUAUAGCAACAGAACAACGCUCGAAACACGGCUUCGAACCAGGUAGGCACUGGGUUGACCAUGUAGGGGAAUACGCAGCAGCGGAUCCAUCCGGGGCCGGGUCAAUUGUCGUGAUUGAGCAGCCGGAGGAUCAGUUUUGUGCUGUUACAGGUGGGAUCAUGGCGACGAGGAUGGUUGCGGUUGGGAUUGUGGGGACUGUGGUUAGUGGGCGGGUUAGGGAUUUGGGGGAGUUGAAAGAGACGGGGCUUCCGAUCUGGGCCCGGGCUACGUCGACGGUUGGGACGAAUGCCGAGGCCAAAGCUGGGGCUCGUGAUGUGCCGGUUUGUAUUGGGGGUGUUACUGUUUCGCCGGGGGAUAUUAUCUUCUGUGAUCCUUUGGAGGGCGUGGUUGCUAUUCCUCGUGGAUUGCUGGACCAGGUGCUUGAAAUCAUGCCUCGGUUGAUUGCGAUGGAUGAUCAGGCGAAGGCAGCUGUUGCCCAGGGUAUGAGUGUUACGGAUGCAUUCAAGAAGUUCCGCUCUGGGGUGUGA